Teleopsis dalmanni is the source of this 964-nucleotide messenger RNA. Its product is annotated as development-specific 25 kDa protein-like. Gene Ontology annotation, cellular component: cytoplasm. Gene Ontology annotation, molecular function: alcohol dehydrogenase (NAD+) activity. Bases 52 to 828 code for a protein of 258 amino acids. The transcript is spliced from 3 exons. The record is from RefSeq and is a predicted model, not a curated record. Lineage: Eukaryota; Metazoa; Arthropoda; Insecta; Diptera; Diopsidae.
AUCGCACACUUUAUUCUAGAGAGUCAAAGCAUUAAUUGAAUUAAGCCAGACAUGUUGGACUUAAGUGGUAAAAAUGUUGUUUAUGUGGGUGGAUUCAGUGGAGUUGGCUAUCAGGUUUGCCGUAUUCUGAUGCAGAAGAAGAUCAGUCAUUUAUUUGUCUGCAGUCGCAUGGAAAAUAUGGAAUUAUUAAAGGUAUUGCAGGAUAUUGCACCUACGGUUAAUGUAGUUUUUGUAGGUGUUAAUAUUUUGAAUCGAGUAAGCAUUGAGAAGGCUGUUGCGCAAAUAGUUGGAGUAGUAAAACAUAUUGAUGUCUUAAUAAAUGGUGUUGGUGCUUUGGCUGAUAAGGAUGUUGAGACCACAAUUGGUCUUAAUUUGGCUGGCUUAAUUAACACCACAUUUGCUUGUUUGCCUUACAUGGAUAAAACUCAAAUGGGUCAUGGCGGUGUUGUGGUGAAUAUUGCUUCAGUAUUUGGCUUAGAACCUGCUACCCCAUUUGCGGUAUAUGCCGCUGCUAAGCAUGGUGUAGUUGGAUUUACGCGUUCUAUGGGCGAAUCGCAUUACUAUCAGAAAACAGGUGUUUGCUUCGUUUGCGUCUGUCCUGGUCUCACUUCAACAGAAUGGAUGGUUAAUUUACGUGAAAAUGUAACUUGGGAGCAUCAUUCAGAUGAAUGGUUGAAUCUUGUAAGUGAUUCUAAACAUCAGACUCCAGAAGAAUGUGCUAAUGGUGUAGUCAAAGCUGUAGAAGUGAUGAAAAAUGGUGGUGUCUAUAUUUGUCAAUCCGGACAAAUUAAGGAAGUUCAGCCUACAACUUAUUGGCAUAUGCAAUAACAUAAUUAUAGAAAAAGUUGUAUGAUUUUAAAUAAAUGGUGAUGAAUUAAUUAUUGCAUUGGGCUAUAUCACUAUUUUUAGUUAUGUUCAAAAUUUAAAUAAAGUCAAAUAAGUUACUUCUGAUAUUUAAUACAAA